Messenger RNA from Lytechinus variegatus (green sea urchin), 2796 nucleotides. RefSeq names its product zinc finger protein 883-like. Bases 56 to 1819 code for a protein of 587 amino acids. The transcript has 5 exons. The record is from RefSeq and is a predicted model, not a curated record. NCBI's taxonomy places the organism in Eukaryota, Metazoa, Echinodermata, Echinoidea, Temnopleuroida, Toxopneustidae.
UACUUUAGAUCUACUUCUGAGCUGAGCCUUGAGAUAAUUACUCAAAUAAGAAGUGAUGGAGAAUGAAAUCGAAGGUGAACAGAAAGUUACCUUGGAUUUCAAAGAAGAAGUAAUAGAUAGAGAGUAUGUGGAACAAGAUGAAUCAUCCCAAGACCAGAUCAAAAGAGGUAUUAUACACAUCAAGCAAGAAAUUUUAGAGGGGGAUGAUAUUGAGGCAACUCUGCAAAAAGAUCAAUACAAACCACCCAAUUCUUUUGACACAGAGAAUGAACACAAGAUACCAAUCGACCAUGCAUCAGCAGACGAGAAACCAAUCCUAUCAAUUGUCAAAGAAGAACCCUCAGAACCCAUUGAUAGCCAUCAUCCAAAUUCUGAUCAACCAAUUCCAUACUGGAACAAUCCAUUGAGAUUUGCUGCCAUCGCUCAAUUCGCUACACUCAUUGGUAAACAGAGGACUGAGGAAGAGGUAUCCUGUUGCUCCACUUGCAGGAGGGGAUUCCCUUCUAAAGGUUCCCUCUUUGAACACCUAAGACUCCACACCAAUGAGAAUGAGCAUGAGUACUUUGUAGACAAUAGAAAGUUCUACCAUAGGGCUGUUUCCAAGAAACAUCCACAUAAAGGCAAACGAAAGAAGCCAUCAUGUUCUAAUCCGAGUUCCAAGAGCAAGAAAGUGUUGACUCCUACUUCGUAUCCACAUAGUCAUGGAAAAAAUAGAGCAGUUACUGCAGAACGUCUUUCCUCGAAUACCAAGGGUGAGGGAGGGUCGAGUUCUACAAAAGGAAAAAACCGUCAACGUUAUAGAUGUCAUAUAUGUAGGGAGCUCUUGACUAGUAUGUUCAGCCUUCGUCAACAUUUGAAAAAGCAUGAUCCGCCCAAAGCACCAAAGCGAAAGAGCCCCGCAAAAACUGAAAUUAGUCUCAAAUGCCCAAAGUGCCCCAGUUCUUUUAUGAGUAAGAGUAGUUUGCUGCAGCAUGUGGCCGUCAUUCAUGCUGGGACCAAGUACCAUAAGUGUUCUCAAUGCGAAGACGGAUUCUGGAAAGAAAAUCAGUUGCUAGAACAUAUAAAUGAUAGCCACAAGAAGAAGGAGUGGCAGUGUAGUACAUGUGAUAAGACAUACGAAUCGCAAAUUGCAUUCAAUAUCCAUAUAAGAACCCACGCUAAAGUGAAGCAGUAUGAUUGUCUCGUUUGCUAUCGAGCGUUCAUUCACAAGCAUUCCCUUGAUAAACACAUGAAAACGCACCAAAAGCUUAAAUGCGCCGAGUGUGGGAAGGAAUUUCUCUUCCAGCAGAACCUGGAGAAGCAUAUGCGAACACAUACUAGAGAAAAGCCAUUCAAGUGUUCGGAAUGUAAAAAGAAUUUCAUGUUUGAAACCAGUCUCAAGAAUCAUAUGAAAAGGCACGCCACUCCUCACCACUCUGCUAAAUCUUUGAAGUGUACGGUAUGUCAGAAGGAAUUCAUGUACGAAAACAAUCUAACGAAUCACAUGCAAAGUCACGCUCCCCUUCACGGCUGUCCUAAAUGCGAGAAAAGCUUCUAUUUCAAGGACAACCUCGAAAAGCAUCUCCGAAAACACUCUCCCCCGGAGCCAUUCCACUGUUCUUCUUGUAAAGAGUCGUUCAAAACAAAGUCAGCACUGAAGAUCCAUAGAACAACUGAACACCCCACGGAAGGCUCUCUUCAGUGCAUUAAGUGUAAGAAGUCAUUCAGGUACAAAAAAAGUUACAAUAAGCACAUGAAAUCACACAGAGAUAAAACCCAUAUAAAUGCGCCAUAUGCAAGUAUAUAUUCCCAUCUACACACUCCCUCGCCAUCCAUGUAAGAAAACACACAGACACAGCAGUGGUGCAUAAAUGCAGGUAUUGUGAAAUGACAUUCAAAUUCAGGUCGUUCCUUACCAAGCAUAUCGUUAGUAAACACGAUGGGAUUAAUCUCCAUAAAUGCUCUCAAUGUCAUAUGAGGUAUAUCACACAAACAGAGCUAUUCAGACAUGAAAAGAAGCACAGCUCAGGAGAAAAUACUAUUUCUGUUCAAGUGUGACCAGGUUCAACUUGGCUUACAGGCCAAGUACAACUGGGGCCCGUUUCAUAAAGGACUUGCAACUGUUGUAACUUUGCCAUAAUGGCAACUACCAUGGCAACAGGGCUCAGCAGCGAAUCAGAAUCAAGGUUACCAUGGUAGUUGCCAUAAUGGGAAAGUAACAACAUUUGCAAGUCCUUAAUGAAACAGGCUCCUGAACAAGAAGUUGAUUUGAAAUCUGACAAGCAUAACACUGAAAAUGUCAUUUAUAUUUGAUAUAUAACGAUAAUGUUCCAAAGAAAUAUUGUAAAUUUUGCUACAAAAAUGGAAAUUUUGUUCAGAAUGAAAUAUUUUUUUCUCUGCUCAAACUCCGCUUAUUAAUCAUCAUAGUAAAAGGCCAGGUACACCUGGGGUCCGUUGCAAAAAGAGUUGCGAUCAAACGCAACAAAAAAAAUCUUGUGCAACUUGAUUUUCAGCCAAUAAGGCACCCUUAUUUGGGACUUGUGCUUAUUAUUUUGAGGUGUAAACGCAACUCUUUCUGCAACAGGGCCCCCAACAAGAAGUUUAUUUGAAUUGGUGAAUGUUUAGCAAAUCUAAAAAAACACUGAAAUGUCAUUAAUAUUUGAUAUCAGAUAAGAAUAUUAUGGGUUUUUUAUGUUCCAAACUCCAAAGAAAUAUUCUUCAUUUUGCUACAAAAUGGAAAUUGUGUUUUAUAUGGAUUUGCAUUUCUUAAAAAUUGGUUAAUUUUUUUUUUUUUGACCUUCUACCCAUAGAGCAAGA